AUGGAGAGCUUACUCGUGUCUGAAUUGAACCUUGAGUCGCCUAUCGAUGAUUCUAAGUCUGACACGUCGAGGAAGGACGGCGAAUCUGAUACCUCUACCCUCGUCUACGGCCAAGAAGCUUUCGAAACCUUCAAAGACAAGGUUCCGAUCUUGGUACGGCAGGUGUUGAGCACAAGCGAUGACCAGGGAAUUGAGGUUGAGCGAACGAGAGGUGGUGGCUACAACAGAAUAACCGCUUUUCGCGUCAUACACAAAGCAACAGAUGAAAAUGCAGCACGAGAAGAGAAAUACAUACUUCGUGUGCCUCGUUGGGACGAGCGUCCAAUACUAGGGCAUGUUCUCUUGCUCGAAUUUCUGAAGAAGUGCUUCAAAAUACCUGUGCCUGACACCAUCGCCUACGACAUCACGGACAAAAACGUCAUUGAGAGUCCAUACAUGAUACAGCGCUUCAUAGAGGGCAGGUCUUUGCUCGAAGGCUACCUGGAACUGGGCUUCAAGCAGCGAUGUCAAGUUGCGAAACAACUUGGCGACGUAUAUGCUGCGCUGAGCAAGAUCAGGAGCCAACACAUAGGCAAACUUGGUCAUUUCGGUGAUGUGGAGUCGUACGAACCCAGUUCUCCGAACCAAUACGCGAUUCACGCGAUGGAGGACACAAGUACACCACAGUCCUGGCCAUACGAUGACAGCCUUCUCUUCCCGAAAACCUCAACGCUGCUGUCGACAAUUUUUGAGUACCGCAAUUCCGUCGCGGUCGCAGAAACGCCGAUCGACGACUUCCGAUCAGAAUACAAUACAGCUUUCAUGAAGGUUGCGGAAGAAAUGGAUCAGGCUGGACUGUUCAAGGAUGUUGCGCUUAGCCUUUGUCAUCUCGACUUUGAACCGCGCAACAUGCUACUCAUAGCAGAGAACGACAGUGCACACAUCUCAGCAAUACUUGACUGGGAUAGUGCCACCUUCGCACCAAUGUUCGUGGCAUGUAAGCCUCCAUCCUGGCUUUGGGCCUGGAAUAGUGAUGAUGACGAGGAUGAACUGCAAGCCAACGACGAGCCUGAGUCUCCGGAGAACCAAGAGAUCAAACGUAUUUUCGAGGAAGCUGCAGGACCUGAAUCUGCCCGUUUCGCGUACAAUCCCGCAUAUCGUCUGGCCAGGUCGCUGGUGAAACUUGGAUUCUUUGACCUCAGCUACAAUGAGGAUAUCAAAGAAGUUGAUGCCAUGCUGGAGGAGUGGACUAAGUUGAAGGUGUCAUAUUCGGUGACAGAGGAGACGGUGCCUGAGCAGAGUGCGCCCGCUGAUUCAUGA
Molecule: messenger RNA, 1299 nt
Organism: Lithohypha guttulata
Lineage: Eukaryota; Fungi; Ascomycota; Eurotiomycetes; Chaetothyriales; Trichomeriaceae
Exons: 1
Coding region: 1-1299 (432 amino acids)
Source: RefSeq, a predicted model, not a curated record